Molecule: messenger RNA, 408 nt
Organism: Gongylonema pulchrum
Lineage: Eukaryota; Metazoa; Nematoda; Chromadorea; Rhabditida; Gongylonematidae
Source: the annotation of a GenBank genome assembly
AUGGGCAACGAGACCAGUAAUGCAAGUCUUUCUGUUGUGGAAAUAGCCGAAGAAGAUGAGAACGAAAAGGAGGAAAAGCCAAUGGCUGCAAAAGAAACUCAGGAAACAGCACGAGAAAAGAGGAAACAGGAACUUGCCCUGAGGCAGAUGAAUUUACUGCAGCAGGAGGAUUGCGUAAAUUUGAAAACGCGCAUGUACGGGCACGAAUACCUGUUUCUGAUGCGUGAUAUUGUAAAGGAAAUGUUAUUAGAUAAUGCGAUACCUGUGAAAAAUGCAGAAUUAAAAGAACUAGGUAUCGAUAUUGCGUCAGCCCCCGCAAGUAGCGUUGUCGGCGAUCGACAGGUUUGUUUUUUUGGUAUAUUUUUUAUGCGAUUAUUUUCAUCUUUUUGCUUUCAGAACAGCUUUUAG